GCCAGUGAGCUGUAUGCUGCUGGGUCGGCCUUCCGUGAUCGAUAUGUCGCGAUUCAUUCGACGGACGUUAGUCCCAGUACGAGAAUCGAACGGAUUUCCUCCUAUGUACUUGCAGAUGAAGACAUCGAUAUCUUGGCCACCACGGACGCCUCCGUGAUUGCCUCCGCCCAGGCCUUCAUGCAGGGUCUCUAUCCGGCGUUGAAUGAGACAUACGAUGCUCAAUUCUUUGAUCCCAUUUUCCUCAUGUCGAAUGGCUCCGUAACUACAGGACCUCUGGGUGGAUAUCAGUAUUCCCGCGUCGUUAGUGCGAGCCUCGACGAUCCUCAGUCAGUGAUCGUGGCAGGCCACCAAAACUGCAUGUUGCAUCAAACUGCCGACCUGGAGUACCGAAACAGCCCUGAGACUCAAGACCUAGUCCAGACAUCCGGGGCGUUCUACAAUCGUCUGUAUGAAUUCUCCUUAAGAGACACAUUCGAUCGCUCAUCAGCCAAUUACCUCAACGCUGUUUCCAUAUCUGAAUUCCUCCAGUACCAGUACUUGCACAAUGAAUCGCUCCUCCACAGCCUGAACGAAGACGACAUCAAGCUCGCCAACUGGUACGCAGACCAGUACACCUUUGCGACUAAUGGCAACACCACAGCCUCCAGUCCCAUUCAGAGCAGCAAUGUUCGCGCUGUGGCGGGCCGAUCCAUGGCGUCUCGUGUCUUAGAUGCUUUCAACACCAACAUCUACAACCGGGGCGACAGCAGCAAACUGACCUUCCUCUUCGGCAACGCCGAGCCGGCGGUGGCUCUCGCAUCCCUCCUACGACUCCCAUCCCCGCAGCAGUCGAACUUCUACUCGCGACCUGCGCUCGGUGCAUCGAUCAUUUUCGAGCUCUUCAGCCUCGAAAGCGACUCCUACCCGAUCUACCCUGAUCCAUCCCAGCUGUACGUGCGGUUCCUCUUGCGUAAUGGGACCGAUGACGAAGCAGAGUUCCAUCCCUAUCCCCUGUUCGGGCUCAGCCCCAGCAACACGGAUGUCUCGUACUCGGAGUUUGAGGAGGAGUUGACCAAGUUCGCCCUCAACUCCACCGAAGCGUGGUGUCUCCAGUGCGGCGCCAGCUCAGCGGUGUUCUGUCCCGGAAUCCUGGAGGAAGCCGACGAUGCUGAUGCUUCGUCGAUCCAGAAUGGUAGCAAGAGCAACACCAGUAUAACACCUGGCGUGGCAGGUGUCAUUGGCGCCAUUGUCACCCUUGUUGCGAUUGGUAUGGUUGCCGCAGCUGGGUUCUUGUUCUUUGGCAUUCGAAUGAACCGGCGGUACAAGUCGAACCUCACCGACAUCAAAGGGGGAAUCAAGUUGGCCAGUGAUUCAAAUCUAGCUCUGCGGGAAAAUAUGUGAUCAAAAUGCUUUGCGCUGGUUGAGGUUUUGUUUACUAAUACUCAAGCUUGGGCUAUUUUCCUGGGUUGGGCGUUAUGGUAUGGACAAAAAGUGAUUUUCAACGAAAGAUCAAGGCGAUCAUUGAUAUUGGUUAACUGAAGUCAUAAUUAAUAGGCA
Messenger RNA from Aspergillus uvarum CBS 121591, 1536 nucleotides. RefSeq lists its product as uncharacterized. The record is from RefSeq and is a predicted model, not a curated record. NCBI's taxonomy places the organism in Eukaryota, Fungi, Ascomycota, Eurotiomycetes, Eurotiales, Aspergillaceae. Bases 178 to 1380 code for a protein of 400 amino acids. The transcript has a single exon.